UUGAAACAUUGUAGUCGGUAUAUACAUGACUUAUUUCCUUCACUCAUCAAGAAUUUGGAUCCAGUACCACUUAGACAUCUCCUUAAUCUGGUCUCAGCUCUUGAGCCAAGUGUUCAUACUGAGCAGACAUUGUACUUGGCAUCGAUGUUAAUUAAAGCAUUAUGGAAUAAUGCACUAGCAGCUAAGGCUCAGCUGUCUAAACAGAGUUCUUUUGCAUCUUUAUUAAAUACUAAUCUUCCCAUUGGAAAUAAGAAAGAGGAAGAAGAGCUCAGAAGAGCAGCUCCGUCACCUUGGUCACCUGCUGCUAGUCCUCAAAGCAGUGAUAACAGUGAUACCCAUCAGAGUGGAGGCAGUGACAUUGAAAUGGAUGAGCAACUUAUUAAUAGAACGAAACAUGUGCAACAACGACUUUCAGACACAGAGGAAUCUAUGCAGGGAAGUUCUGAUGAAACUGCCAACAGUGGUGAAGAUGGAAGCAGUGGUCCUGGUAGCAGUAGUGGGCAUAGUGAUGGAUCUAGCAAUGAGGUGAAUUCUAGCCAUGCAAGCCAGUCAGCUGGGAGCCCUGGCAGUGAGGUACAGUCAGAAGACAUUGCGGAUAUUGAAGCCCUUAAAGAAGAAGAUGAAGAUGAUGAUCAUGGUCAUAAUCCUCCUAAAAACAGUUGUGGUACAGAUCUUCGGAACAGAAAGUUAGAAAGUCAAGCAGGCAUUUGCUUAGGGGAUUCCCAAGGCCCAUCAGAAAGAAGUGGGACAAGCAAUGGAACAGGAAAGGACCUGGUUUUUAACACUGAAUCAAUGCCUUCAGUAGAUAAUCGUAUACGAAUGCUAGAUGCCUGUUCACACUCUGAAGACCCAGAACAUGAUAUGUCAGGGGAAAUGAAUGCUGCUCAUAUAGCACAAGCAUCUCAGGAAUCUUGUAUUACACGCACUGGGGACUUUCUUGGGGAGACUAUUGGGAAUGAAUUAUUUAAUUGUCGGCAGUUUAUUGGUCCACAGCAUCACCACCACCACCACCACCAUCAUCACCACCAUGAUGG
This is a messenger RNA of Leptonychotes weddellii (Weddell seal), 1034 nucleotides long. NCBI's taxonomy places the organism in Eukaryota, Metazoa, Chordata, Mammalia, Carnivora, Phocidae. The record is from RefSeq and is a predicted model, not a curated record.